Messenger RNA from Vicia faba (fava bean), 432 nucleotides. Lineage: Eukaryota; Viridiplantae; Streptophyta; Magnoliopsida; Fabales; Fabaceae. The record is from the annotation of a GenBank genome assembly.
AUGCCGACUCUUGCUUCGUCCGCAAGAAGUCUUCGCUUAUUUCCUAAUAUUCCCCAACCAUUCAGAGAUGAUUUAGAGACCUAUUGUUUAGAGUUGAAGAAAGUUUGUAUCACAAUCAUUAAGCAUAUGGAAAAAGCUCUUAAAGUUGAACCAAAUGAAAUGCUAGAGUUGUUUGAAAACAUAAAUCAAUCAAUGAGGAUGAAUUUCUACCCUCCUUGCCCUCAACCUGAAAAUGUCAUUGGACUGAAUCCUCAUUCUGAUGCUGAGGCCUUAACAAUCCUUCUCCAAGCCAAUGACAUUGAAGGUCUCCAAAUUAGAAAAGAUGGACAGUGGAUUUCUAUUGCACCACCACUCACCAAUGCUUAUGUCGUAAACGUCGGAGACAUUUUAGAGAUUAUGACAAAUGGAAUUUAUCGGAGUAUCGAACAUUGA